CCGUGGUGAGAGGGAGAGAGGGAGAGAGGGCGCUUCGUCCGGCCUCGGAGAAGAGGGCGCGUUUGAUAGAAGUGGCAAUAAUUGGGUGUGCAAGAGGACAGCGUUCCUGCGCCUGCUCCUGCUCCUGCUCCGGAGGUUCGUUCGCAAGCCAGUUCAAGGCGCUCUUGAUUGGCGUGUUGUAGCAUACCACACUGGUAGGACUACCGGUAGUUGCGAGGGUAUUAUGAAAAAAUUGUCAGUGACGUGUACGGGGCUGCUUGCUGCCGAAACCAAUCAUGGCUGCUGUCUAUCUUGCUACUCUCUUGGAUUGGCUAUCCUGUUGAUGGGACAGGCGACGUUGGCAGCGAUCAUCUUCUUAGAUGACACGUGGGAGGAGGAUUUCCCUGCAGAUCCGACGGGAGAAGAGAAAAAGGCAAAGGCUUUCGUCCUCAAGCACCUCGUCGUCUGUCAAUGGACCGCCAUAGCCGUGCUUGCUGUUGAGCUGUUCGGCCUUCUUCUCUCCCUGACGCUAAAGGCCAUGCAGGAAGGAGGAAGACGGAGAGGAGGCGGUUACGACAGCGAUGAUGAGUACACGUUGGGAUCCCGGUCGGCGAUUCGGCAGCCGUUGCUGGCGCCACGCGUCCAGCCUGGGAGCAUGCCACCGCCCAUGGCCGGGCCGCCGCAAAUGGGCUCACCGGUGGGACAAGUGAAUCAAGGCUACAGGGGCCUGCCACGUGGACCGUAUGGACCAGAGAGGGGUAGUAGAGGACCCAUGUAGACUGCCACGUCCUCUCGCAUUCGCCCGCACUCUCUGACACUCUCUCUUACUCUCCCACACACUCUCACACUAUCACACACACACCCUCACACACUCUUACACACACACUGUCUCACAAUCUGACUCUCUCACCCACUCUCUCAUACAUACACUCACACUCACACAGACACACAUAGACAGAGGGACAUAGAGACGCAGAGUUUAAGAGAGACGUACAGAAGUGUAUGCGUAGACGUGUCAUCGUCAGGAAAUGGAAUUGUUGAAUGGUGGUGGUUCUCGAUUUGGUGCUCGGUCGAAACAGUCGUGAUGAGCGUGUGUUGUGUUCGGCGGACGACGGUAGUCUACCCCGUCCGUCGUCUACAUUUUUUCUUCCUCUCAUUAAUCAUAGCCAUUAUUUAUUCGACUCAAUGACCAGACGGCGGAUCGCUGCCUUUUACUGGAGGCAUCUUUUUUCCUGAUACCUAUUUUUUCUAUUUGGGGGAAAAACGGUAAGCAGAUGUGUGGCAGAUUGAUUAGUGGCAGAUUACUUGCACGCUCGCACACACUCACACACGCCCACUCACACACGCCCACACUCGCACAGUCACUCUC
Chara braunii is the source of this 1348-nucleotide messenger RNA. Lineage: Eukaryota; Viridiplantae; Streptophyta; Charophyceae; Charales; Characeae. The record is from the annotation of a GenBank genome assembly.